Messenger RNA from Penicillium alfredii, 594 nucleotides. RefSeq lists its product as uncharacterized. The coding region runs from base 1 to 594 and encodes 197 amino acids. NCBI's taxonomy places the organism in Eukaryota, Fungi, Ascomycota, Eurotiomycetes, Eurotiales, Aspergillaceae. The transcript has a single exon. Gene Ontology annotation, molecular function: metallopeptidase activity. The record is from RefSeq and is a predicted model, not a curated record.
AUGGCGACUCGAUCUCCUCUACGCUCUUUGGUUCUUUUGUUUUCCCUUCUCUUUGCGUUGGCCGUGCCAGGCUUGGGAGUUCCUACCAAAAGAGCCGACACCCACCCGCAGCAGGACGAUAACCAAGACACAAACUGCGAAGCUCCCACACCUGAAACCCCCGUAAGCGAUGUGAAACUUCACUACGUUUCUGAUCACGGCUGCAGCGAUGAUCAAAAAAAAAUCAUUCAGGAGGAGAUUCGAUUUGCAAUCGACUUGGCGAGUACAGCCAAAAACGAUCUCCAUAGGGACUACUACUACAAGAAGUUUUUCCCAGACUCUCUGACGGGAAAGGACGGAUUUGACACUUCCGUCACCGACAUUUACGGCCGUAUUGCUACCUUUUGGACAGGAAAUCACCCUCAACACUACGCAAAUCUUACUUGCACCCCUUCCAAGAACUCCAAGUGCCAAAACCCUCGGAUAGCAGCAUUCAUGACAGUGAAAGAGAAGCGAGUCACAUUUUGCAAGCCGUUCUUUAGUCCCGAUUCGAUUGAGACGACGGAUCUAGGAUCAUUUUCUACUACAGAGGAGCUUUUGUCAAGUUUCGCUUAA